GGCUCCACCCCCGAGCCGGGCGAGGCAAGUUCCGAGGUCGGAACACCUGGCUGAUCCUGGGUGACGGUGGCCGGCAGUCAUCUCGCGGCCGUUCAGGUGAGGGGGUCGGGGGAGUGGCUCGUGAGCGAGGAAGGGGCAGCAGGUGGGCUCCCACCCGGUGCUCCGUGAGAUCGAGGGGAGCGGGUUCGGGGUGCGGAUGCGCGCGCUGGGCCGGACGCUGGCAGUGGUACCCGAGAAGGGGCGGAGGGAGACUGGAGUGAAGGUGGGCCUAAAGAAUUAUAAGGCUGUCUGCAGAGAUUUGAAAAAUGGCAACAAAUGAAAGUGUCAGCAUCUUUAGUUCAGCAUCCUUGGCUGUGGAAUAUGUAGAUUCACUUUUACCUGAGAAUCCUCUGCAAGAACCAUUUAAAAAUGCUUGGAACUAUAUGUUGAAUAAUUAUACAAAGUUCCAGAUUGCAACAUGGGGAUCCCUUAUAGUUCAUGAAGCCCUUUAUUUCUCGUUCUGUUUACCUGGAUUUUUAUUUCAAUUUAUACCUUAUAUGAAAAAAUACAAAAUUCAAAAGGAUAAGCCAGAGACAUGGGAAAACCAAUGGAAAUGUUUCAAAGUUCUUCUCUUUAAUCACUUCUGUAUCCAGCUGCCUUUGAUUUGUGGAACCUAUUAUUUUACAGAGUAUUUCAAUAUUCCUUAUGAUUGGGAAAGAAUGCCAAGAUGGUAUUUUCUUUUGGCAAGAUGCUUUGGCUGUGCAGUCAUUGAAGAUACUUGGCACUAUUUUCUGCAUAGACUCUUACACCACAAAAGAAUAUACAAAUAUAUUCAUAAAGUUCAUCAUGAGUUUCAGGCUCCAUUUGGAAUGGAAGCUGAAUAUGCACAUCCUUUGGAGACUCUAAUUCUUGGAACUGGAUUUUUCAUUGGCAUCGUGCUUUUGUGUGAUCAUGUAAUUCUUCUUUGGGCAUGGGUGACCAUUCGUUUAUUAGAAACUAUUGAUGUCCAUAGUGGUUAUGAUAUUCCUCUCAACCCUUUAAAUCUGAUCCCUUUCUAUGCUGGUUCUCGGCAUCAUGAUUUCCACCACAUGAACUUCAUUGGAAACUAUGCUUCAACAUUUACAUGGUGGGAUCGAAUUUUUGGAACAGACUCUCAAUAUCAUGCCUAUUAUGAAAAGAGGAAGAAGUUUGAGAAAAAGACUGAAUAAAUAUCUCGUGUAAACCUUCCUGAAAGAUAAACGUUUUCCUGAAUUCAGAAGCUAGUAGCUAACAUUCUGGAGAGCAGAAAUAAGCAUGUCUUCUGGCUACUAAGUGAUAAAAAGAACAUUAACAACCUUUAAUUACCUUCCUAGUGGGAACUUUUUCUACUUUACCUACAAGUUCUAUAUAUGUAGAAAUGAGUGAAUAUAUAUUUAAGUACAGUUUUCAUGAGAAAGUUUUAAAGGCCAUGUUCCUAAGCUUCCAAGAAGGUUUUGGGUACUAGAAGUAUUAAUCUAUGGCUUUUCUCCCAGUAAAACCAUAGGCCUGAAGUUGACAUUGGUCUUUAAAUCUUUUAGAUACAUCCUGGUCAUUUCAGAAAAUUCUUCAUAGUGGUGUUGGCCUUAUAUUUAACUUUUUUGGGUUUUUUUGAGAUGAAGCCACACUCUGUCGCCUAGGCUGGAGUGUAGCAGCACAAUCUCGGCUCACUGCAACCUCUGCCUCCCAGUUCAAGCCAUUCUCCUGCCUCAGCCUCCCAAGUAGCUGGGAUUACAGGCACCCACCACCAUGCCUAGCUAAUUUUUGUAUUUUUGUAGAGAUGGGGUUUCACGAUGUUGGCCAGGCUGGUCUUGAACUUCUGACCUCAAGUGAUCUGCCCACCUUGGCCUCCCAAAGUGCUGAGAUUAUAGGUAUAAGCCACUGUGCCCAGCCUUUUUAACUUUAAACAUGUUUUAGAAUUUGCCAAAAGAUCAAAAUGUCAUGGAUUGAACCUCAUCAAUUGAUGGCAGUGAGUGACUGAAGCUUCCAAAUCAAGAAAAGCCAGCACCAAGAACUUCCAUUCUAAUCUAGACUGACCAGUUUGAGCUGAUUCUCCUUGAAGAGUCCUUCUUGAUUGCAGUGCAGUACUGGCAUUUCUGAGUGGAUGUAAGUGGAGUAUUUUAAUCUAAAGGCUUUUCAAGUUACUUGAAUUUUUUAAAAAAUUGAGGAGCUUUAUUUCUAUUUACCCUUUCAUUUUUGUAUAUCAAAUUUCCAUUGUCAUUAAAAACUGUAUCUUGAAAGUUUGUGAACUGACUUGCUGUAUUUGCACUUUGAGCUCUUGAAAUAAAUGUGAUUUUUGUCUGAUUAUCUGGUUUCCAGUUUUAAACAUUGUCACCUUUUAUUCUUAAAAUUGAAAGUACAGAAAUUAAGUUAUUAAGUUUUACAA
This is a messenger RNA of Mandrillus leucophaeus (drill), 2380 nucleotides long. RefSeq names its product methylsterol monooxygenase 1 (gene MSMO1). Bases 306 to 1187 code for a protein of 293 amino acids. The transcript has 6 exons. Gene Ontology annotation, molecular function: iron ion binding; C-4 methylsterol oxidase activity. Gene Ontology annotation, biological process: sterol biosynthetic process. Lineage: Eukaryota; Metazoa; Chordata; Mammalia; Primates; Cercopithecidae. The record is from RefSeq and is a predicted model, not a curated record.